GUUUUCCCCAAAUGUUUGUUUCUAGGGUUUCACAGAGGAAAAGGAAAAAGUCCCAAUUCUACGACGGAGAUUCGGAUCGGUUGAUCCAAAAGUGAAAAUCUAAAUUGUUUGGAAGUCGCAAGGGUGAAGGAUCUGGUUUUAUUGAUGAUUUUGUCGAGGAAGAUGAAGAAUUGGAGCAGUAGAACCGUCCUGGAGUGGAAACAAAGAAAGCUUUAUGUAGAAAUGGCCCAACAUGAGGCUGGAAAAACAAAGUAUAAAAGCAAAGAGGAGGACAAAAAAAACAAAAAAGAACACCAAUGCAGGAUUUUGCCAAUUUUGGUCCCUGCACUUCCUUCGCUUCCAAUCGAAUGCUUACACAAAUACUUACAAAUAUCCAUUCAGCCAUCUCUUGCUACCUCUUCAGCUUCGUCCACCUAUGUAACAUGCAUGUACACUCUUGCCUUUCCAAGACCAUCGGCCUUCUUCCUCAAUAUAUUCCCCAAAUACAGAUUAUGGGCUCUUUUGAUAUCAGCAUGGUGUUGCUGA
Messenger RNA from Lactuca virosa, 525 nucleotides. The record is from the annotation of a GenBank genome assembly. NCBI's taxonomy places the organism in Eukaryota, Viridiplantae, Streptophyta, Magnoliopsida, Asterales, Asteraceae.